Messenger RNA from Ziziphus jujuba (common jujube), 1813 nucleotides. Its product is annotated as deSI-like protein At4g17486. Gene Ontology annotation, biological process: protein deubiquitination. The record is from RefSeq and is a predicted model, not a curated record. Bases 819 to 1562 code for a protein of 247 amino acids. The transcript is spliced from 4 exons. Gene Ontology annotation, molecular function: deubiquitinase activity. Lineage: Eukaryota; Viridiplantae; Streptophyta; Magnoliopsida; Rosales; Rhamnaceae.
AAAUAAAAAAGGGGAAAAAAAGGAAAUUAAAAUAAAAUAAAAUAAAAGGGUACAAGUUAAUCAGAUUCCUGAAUGAAAUAUUUUAUUGUGCACAAGUUCUGUUUAUUCUUUUAUUUAUUUAUUUAUUUUUGGGUAAUUUGUAAAAGUUCUGUUUUUUUGGUAAUUUUGUAAAAGUUCUUUUUCUUUUUUUUUUUUGGUUGCUCUGUUUAUUCAGAGUAAAAGUUCUUUUGUUUGUUUUUUUUUUUUUUUUUUGGCUGGAAAAGAGUAAAAGUUCUGUUUAUUCACUUGAAGAAUGCUCCACGCAUUAUUUGUAAAUUAAUUUGGUGCUUGGGAAAAAGGUGGUCGUCUGUGAUAUUUAGCAAAAGCUGAGAGAAAAGAGAGAGAAAGAGGGGGAGAGAGAGAGAGAGAGAGAGAGAGGUUCGUCGUUUUUAACUUCCAAAUUUGGGGUUAUUACCUUGCUUUCAUUUGUUUCUGUUUUUUGUUUUUUGUUGUGUCGGAAUUUCUAAAACAGCUCAUUAGAGGCACUUCCAGGCCAUUUUCAGCUGCUAAUAUGCCUGCUCUCAGCUCUCAACCAUAAGGGCAUUAUAAUGCUAAUGAAGCUGGGUUUCUUGGGCUUCAAUGACCCUCUUAUCUAAAUCUGAAUGCAGUCAACCUAUGAUGAUUUCUAACGUGUUAACAAGUCUGCGAGUAUAUGAUUUAUAAUUCUUGAGCUACAAUCAUCUUUGUCUUGGGAAAAUGCUUUAGUUGUUACCCAUACGCCUCAGGUUGGAAUUUGGCAUUGACCGACAAGAUCAGCUGGUAAUACACUUUUGAAAAACAUGAAAUUUGGAUUAAAGAAGGGAUGGAAAUCUGUAGUUCCUCUUCGAUUGAGAGGCAAAUCAGCUACUCGGUUUUGUAUGUUUCAGAAAGCAAAGUCAGCUAGUUAUGGCCCAGGCAAAGCACCAGUUUUUCUCAAUGUGUAUGACUUGACGCCCAUGAAUGGAUAUGUGUAUUGGGCAGGUCUUGGUAUUUUUCAUUCUGGCGUGGAAGUUCAUGGUGUCGAAUAUGCGUUUGGGGCACAUGACUAUCCUACAAGUGGUGUUUUUGAAGUUGAACCUCGUCAAUGCCCAGGCUUUAAGUUCAGGAAGUCAAUAUUCAUUGGGAACACAUGCUUGGAUCCAGUUCAGGUUAGGGACUUCAUGGAGCGCCAGUCUGCAAGCUACAAUGGUGAUAUGUAUCACCUGAUUGUCAAGAACUGUAAUCAUUUUUGCAGGGACAUUUGUUACAAGCUAACUGGGAAAUCAAUUCCGAAAUGGGUAAACCGACUGGCAAAAAUAGGUUCAAUUUGCAACUGCAUACUUCCUGAAGCUCUGAAGAUUUCUGCUGUACAACACGAUCCAAAUUGUCAACCUUAUGAUAGCGAGAAGAGGAGCCUGAGAAGCACUUUCAGAUGCUUGUCUUCCAUAUCAAUGCGGCAGAAGCAAUUAUCAACAUCGUCGUUGCUUCUGCAAUCGCCGCUGAAAGGCUGCUUACCCCCAUGGGAAUUGAGAAGGUCAAGCAAUGGUUCAUUAAAGGAAAGGUGAAAAAAGUGUAGGAAGGGAAGGUUUGUUUUUUGCAUCCAUGGAUGUGUCUUAUGAUGAAGACCAACCUCCACAAGCUUAAUGAGGAAAAAACUUUGUAAAGUAUUUGUGAGUGAAUCUGCACUUGGAAUUGGAAGGCUGUCAUCCUUCAAAUUGUUUUUCUUCUUAUCAGGUUUCUGGAGUGAAGCGUCUCUCAUUGUUUAGCAAUGCUCUACUGUCAAAAUCUACGAAGAAGCUAAUCAUUUCUCCUCUCA